AUGAAGCAAAGCACCUGGCACAUCAUCCUGCUCCUGGCCGCCGCCGGCAACGCUGCUGCCCAGCGCGUCGUCCAGGCCAGCGUCCAGCACCUCGAGAGCGAGGAGCUGGGGCCCGCGGUGCCGCUGAUCAAGUUCGGCCUCGGCACCCCGGCACAGGAAAUCACCGGCAUCUUCGAUACGGCGUCCUCCGACAUCAUCGUUCCCGAGGCCGCCCCCUUCAAUCCCGACGCCGCGGCCGACCUGCAGAGCCUGGAUGGCAAGUCCUUCAACGCGACGCUGAGUCGUGGCGAUCACUACGAGGGUAACUACUCCAAGACGACCGUCACUCUUGGCGGUGCCGAGGUGUCCAGCGCGCAGGUCGGGUUGGCGUCCAUCGUCCAGACGCGAGCCAACAUCUCCGACUUGGCAGUGGUUGGCGUGGGACUGGUCGCUCUUGAAGCGACAGAGAGCAAGUACAACAACCUUCCGAGGAGAUUGAACGAAUCUGGCGUCACCAACAGCCAGGCCUACAGUGUUGUCCUCAACGCAACCCCACUCGGCAAUGGCAGCGUCUUUUUCGGCGGCAUUGACCGAUCCAAGUUUGAGGGCGAGCUCCAGCAGGUCCCCAUCGCCAAGGACAAGGACGGCAAGAUCUCCGAGUUCCUCGUCGAGCUGAGCUCCAUCGCCUUCGUCCCGGCGGCAGCGCCAGGCACGGCCAGGCGCAGCACGUGGCAGGAGCUGCGUGAGCGCAUGAGGCGCGGACCGUGGAGGGGAGCUGGCGGACCUAGAGGCUGGCUCGGCCGCCGCGCCACUGUCAACAGGAAGCGCCAGGAGUUCGAUUUUGGUGGUGGCGGCGAAGAAUUCGUCGGUGGUGGCGAAGAAUUUUCCGGCCCCGGCGGUGGUGAACAAUUCUUCGACUCUGGUCCCGGUGAACAGUUCUCCAGCCCCGGUGGUAGCGACCAGUUCUUCAGCCCUGGCCCCGGCGAUCAGUUUUCCAGCCCCGGUGGUGGCGACCAAUUCCUCGGCCCUGGUAAUGGAGAUCAAGGUCCUAGCGAUGGCAGAAACGUCGAUAACAAUUUCCAGGGUCGUCCUGAUGACAACUUCCAGGGCCGUCCCGAUGACAAUUUCCAGAGUCGUCCUGAUAACGGGAACCAGGGUCGUCCCGAUAACGGAAAUCAGAAUAUUCCCGAUAAUGGUUUCCAGAAUCGUCCUGGAGACACACCGCAGAAUCGCCGCAGAAUCAAUCGUCCGCCGCAGAAUCGUCCGGAUGACAGGCCGCAGAAUCGUCCCGAGGACAGCUUCCAGAAUCGCCCUGAGGACAGCUUCCAGAAUCGCCCUAAGGACAGCUUCCAGAAUCGUCCUGAUGACACACCGCAGAAUCGCCCCGGUGGCAAACAACCCGUACCCGGGGAACAACAGGGCGGCAGUAACAGCGGCGUCGACAGCAACAGUCCCGGCAGGGAAGACCAGAGCCGUGGAGGCUCUCCUGCUGAUGAUACACGCGGUGGUGAUGAGAACAGCAUCAAGAACCCUCCUGAUAACGUCGUCGAGAAUCCUGUUGACGGAAAAGCCCCCAUCGACAGCAAAGACCCUAUAAACAGCAAGAAGCCCGGCAACAACCAGGGCGUAACUGAUGGCAACAACCCUGGCGAGGACCCUACCAGCAACAGCCCUGUGAAUAACGACGGCGGCAAGAAAAAGGAUGGCGGUAGCCAGGAAGCUCCCCAGCAAGAAGCACCAAAGCCAGAAGCCGCCCCCAAGCAAGAGCCCGGCAACAACCAAGGCACACCUGAUGGCAACACCCCUAGCGAGGGUCCUGCUAUCAACGGCCCUGUGAACGACGGCGGCAAGAAGCAGGAUGGCGGCAACGAGGGGGCCCCCAAGCCGGAAGCCCCCAAGCCGGAAGCCCCCAAGCCGGAAGCCCCCAAGCAAGAGCCCGGCAACAACCAAGGCACACCUGAUAGCAACACCCCUAGCGAGGGUCCUGCUAGCAACGGCCCUGUGAACGACGGCGGCAAGAAGCAGGAUGGCGGCAACGAGGGGGCCCCCAAGCCGGAAGCCCCCAAGCCGGAAGCCCCCAAGCCGGAAGCACCCAAGUCGGCAGCACCGAAGCCAGCACCGACACCAGCAGCACCGAAGCCAGCACCGAAGCCAGCAGCACCGAAGCCAGCAGCACCGAAGCCAGCAGCACCGAAGCCAGCAGCACCGAAGCCAGCAGCACCGAAGCCAGCAGCACCGAAGCCAGCAGCACCGAAGCCAGCACCGAAGCCAGAAGCCCCCAAGAAAGAGGCUCCCAAACAAGAAGCUCCUAAGAAAGAGGCCCCCAAGCCAGAAGCCCCCAAGAAGGAGAACGGCAGCGGACAGCCCGCCAAGCCCAGCGGCGCGAUCGAUCUCAAGCUCGACCCCCGCAGCGCCGUCACCCUCAUGAGCACGGCCGGCGGCGCGAUGGCGCUGCCCGCCGCCGUCCUCUCCGGGAUGGCCCGCGCGCUCGGCACCAGCUUCUCCGCGACCGACGGCCUCGGUCCCGUCGACUGCGGGCGUCUGGGCGGCGGCGCGGCGCUACUCCUGCGCUUCAGCAACGACACGGUCGAGGCGCGCGUGCCGCUGGCCAACCUGCGCGUCUCCGCCGCGCUUGCGGACCCGGCGCUCGCGGCGCGCGGCCUCUGCGAGGUGGCGGUCCGGCCGGUGCCGGACGGCGGGGCGGAGGUCAACGUGGCGACGCUGCCGUUCUUCGCGGCCGUGUAUACGGUGUUCGAUCUCGGCAACGGGAGGCUGUGGUUCGCGCAGGCCAAGGGCGACCCAGGCGUGCCAGGCGGCGCGCAGCUGGAAGAGUUCCCUUAA
Molecule: messenger RNA, 2820 nt
Organism: Cordyceps fumosorosea ARSEF 2679
Lineage: Eukaryota; Fungi; Ascomycota; Sordariomycetes; Hypocreales; Cordycipitaceae
Product: candidapepsin-4 precursor
Exons: 4
Coding region: 1-2820 (939 amino acids)
Biological process (GO): proteolysis
Molecular function (GO): aspartic-type endopeptidase activity
Source: RefSeq, a predicted model, not a curated record